Molecule: messenger RNA, 1116 nt
Organism: Limulus polyphemus (Atlantic horseshoe crab)
Lineage: Eukaryota; Metazoa; Arthropoda; Merostomata; Xiphosura; Limulidae
Product: A disintegrin and metalloproteinase with thrombospondin motifs 16-like
Exons: 6
Molecular function (GO): metallopeptidase activity
Source: RefSeq, a predicted model, not a curated record
AUGCUUAGUUUACUCUCUAACAUACGAGCGGACUGUGUGGAUGUUGUUCCUCUUUCAGCUACUCGUAUUGUGAGAACUAUUGCCACAGUCGCUCCCUCUAGCCACCUGGCGGUGAAUAUGAAGACAAUAAUAGAGCAAGAACGUUUGUUGGUGAUCUUGAUUUUCCUUUUCAUAAAAGUUGAUGGAAAGGUAACUGAAAAAGAAAGAAAAUUAUCUCAAAAUUAUUUGGAGACCAUUAAGGGAAACUCUUUGGACCAAGAAAUAGUAAUUCCAGUACGGACUGAUGAAAGCGGAAAUUACAUCAGCCAUAAUUUGCGCCCUCUACAGCCAGCUUUAAAUGGUCUCUUAAGAACAAAACGUCAAACAAAACAUUUUCCGCCCAAACUUUUUUACUUCAUCGAAGGGUUUGGUAAACAAUUCAACCUUCUUUUAUCCCACUCAACUAAAUUUUUAGGUCCACUCUUCAAGGUUUACAGACGUCACAAAGAUGGACAGCCCAACAAGACGUCUAUAGAGACACCUGGUAGAGAAAUCAGAAACUGUUUGUAUUCUGGGUUAGUGAAGCACCAGGAAGCGGCAUCAACAGUAGCACUCAAUGUUUGUAAAGGUCUGCGAGGCAUGAUCAAAACAAAUGACGAAGAAUUUCUAAUUGAACCAUUAUCAGAAAUGGAACCUGGUCAACAGGGAGCACCAAUGUCACACAAGUUGUAUCGAAGGUCAACAAUGAAUCACGUUGCCUUCUCAAGAGGAGUAGAAGAACUUAACCACACAAAUCCAGUUCAUCAUCAGGCCUACUACUGUGGCAGGAAGCGAAGGUACAUGCCACACAAACCAAAGAAGAAACAACACUGGUUACCUGACGAAUUUCCUAAGCCAACCCGUCAAAAGAGGGCGCUGCACUCGCCAGAAGAAUUUAAUCUUGACCGUAAUCGUCGACGAAAUGUUGAAACUCUUGUCGUUGUAGACAAAGAUAUGGUAAAAAAACACGGCGCCGAAAAUGUUACAACGUAUGUACUUACUGUGUUUAAUAUGGUGGCGAUGUUGUACCAAGAUUCUUCAAUAGGAAAUAACAUCAGCGUGGUACUGGUGGGUCUUGUGCUACUCGAAGGGGAUGAG